Molecule: messenger RNA, 4719 nt
Organism: Nasonia vitripennis (jewel wasp)
Lineage: Eukaryota; Metazoa; Arthropoda; Insecta; Hymenoptera; Pteromalidae
Gene: Rnb
Product: armadillo repeat-containing protein 5
Exons: 7
Coding region: 146-2716 (856 amino acids)
Biological process (GO): anatomical structure morphogenesis
Cellular component (GO): cytosol
Molecular function (GO): protein binding
Source: RefSeq, a predicted model, not a curated record
ACUGCGUAUUUUCCCCGAAUCGUAGGCCGCGACUGUGCAUGUAGUAGUAACGUCUGUCAAUCGCGUCAGCUGUUCGUUUUUUGAGGUUAUGUCACCAGUCGAUUAAUCGGUAUUCUUUUCUAUUUAUCGAUGCCCGUCGCAAGAAAUGUCCUCCGAGCUCGAAAAAGCGGACAGUCACACGCUAGUUGAGCUAAAAAAACACGUGAAAGCCAACGCCAAAGCCCACAUACUCAGCUGCCUAACGCGACUCAAGGGGGACUCGCAAUGUUGCAAGCGCUUCGUCAAGGCUGGGGGCCUGGACCUCCUGGUGCAGCUGCUGCGCUUCCAGGAUAGCAAGAUCAUGAAUGCCUCGCUCAGCAUACUCGCCAACUUGUGCUUGAACUCGGAUGCGAGGCAGCAGGUGCGGGACACAAACAUCACUUUCAACACAAUAUGGAUAUUAAAAAAUUUGAAAAUGAGUGAAAAUUUGCAAUGUCGAGCUUGCAGACUUAUUGGGAAUCUUGCAGACUGCAGCUGGCAUGCGAAGGCCUUUUAUGAUGCAGGAGUGGUUUCAGUAUUGCAUGACAUCAUCAAAAAUAAAGCUAAUGUUCCAACUUACUUGAUGGCUAUCAGGGCUGUUAGAAAUAUCUGGAGUAUGUGCGAUAGUAGCAGACGGAAAAUCAUUGAAAGCGAUAUUAUCAGAGCAAUCACAGCAAUCUUCAUCGAUGUUGGCAAAAAAUUGCAUGAAAUGAAAUUAAUGGACCUGGCAGAAACCUGCUUGAAAGCCAUGUGUGCAUUUCUGGUUGGUUCUAAUUACGAGUGCGCCAAUCAAAUGUUAGGAGAAAAAGACAAUGAAGGUUUCAAGACACUUGUCUCUUUGUACGAAACGCAAAAUAAAUUGGCCAUAAAAUGUGUGUAUAGUCUGGCCUUGAUACCAGAAUGUCGACCUCCUCUCGGUGAUUGUGAUGCCGUUGAAGUCACCGUCAGGCUCGCGGAUACCUGUUCUUAUUACCAUCAUGAAAUCGUAGCUAGUCUUUGUUUAUUCUGCCGCGAAGCGGUAAAUCGCAUACGAAUCCGUUACUGCAACGGUCUACAGGUCAUGCUGGACCUUCUAAAAAAGGAGGAGAACGAACAGUACCAUCCUGCGUUGCUGCACGCUCUUGCCCAGUUCAUGUACGACGACGAGAGUAUCCUGAUAAUGGUGAAAAAUGGCCUUCUCGACAUACUGGGAAACAAAUUGCAGAUAUUGGCAAUCGAGGCACCAGUCGAGUCGGAAGAGAUAUCGACACCUAGGAAACGCUCGGGAGAUCGGUCGCCGUACAGGAAAGUCGAUGCAAAGUACAACAGAACCAGUUCUGGGAGAUUUAGUCUGGACUAUCAGCAAGACGAUUGGAGCCCCAGAAGUGCACGUAGUGGAUCGUCUACUCCACCUAGCACACCCCCAAUGAAGUUGUUUGAAGACAUAGAAAACUCCGACGAUGAGAAUGGGGAAGAAAAUUACAGUCCCGUUUGUAGCGAUAACGAGUGGGCCGAAAAUGAACCACAAGAAGAAAUCGAAUCUUUGAACAGUUUUAAUUCAACGACGAUAGAACUGGAGGAAACUCAGGAUUGCGGAAAAGCAGGGAAAAACGAAGCCAACAAACAUGUUGGCGCAUGGACUCUUGCAUUGUUGAGCAGAUUAAGUUACUUGGACGAUCCGAUCGACAAGCUCGCCGAUCCAGCUAUGAUAGGACCCCUUGCCACUUACAUUAAAUGCGCAAAAAAUCCGAAAGCUUCGCGAAUACUUAGCAGAAUCGUCAAAAAUCAAGCCUAUCUCAUGCCGCUAAUCAAACAAGGAUUUGUGUUUGAGGCUCAGAAUCUAAGCGGUUCGGAGCAAUACACGCGGCACAUGUGUGCCUUGGCAGAAACGGGUGGUGCUGUUGGUGAGUUACAGUCGAUCCUACUACGCGGUCAGGAGUCUCAUCGCGUUGUCACUGCUGUCUCCAUACCAUUUCUUAUAAAAUCCAAGGAAUUGUUACGCUGCCUGCUCAAAAACCAUGGGGCUUUGCCUCUCAUAUUCGAUAUCUUGUCAAAGAACGAGCACACUUUGUACAAAGAGGCCAUCUGGUCGAUCUGCCAAUUGGCUGACACGCUGGAUGUGCGACCCGAUGCUUUAGACAAGAAUCAGCCUAUCGAUAACUGCUUACUGUCUACCAUGGGUUGCGGUAUGGAGAGUCACACAAAACCGUCUACGGUAACGUUCGAGCUUGAUGACGGUACAACGGUGGAUGCCUGCCGACGGGUGCUAUGUCAACGCUCGGAUGCGUUCUCAGCUAUGCUAGAGGGUAGCUUCUCGGAGUCUGGUAAGAGACGGGUCAAGCUUAAAAACACUUCAAAAGAGGGCCUUAACACUCUUCUGCUUGCGGCAAACGGUUCGGCAUUCCAAAAUCGAACAAUCGAGUCGCUUCUGGAUGCCGUGCUGUUAGCGGACAAGUUUCUCAUGGCCGACGUCUCUGAGUUGCUCACCGAAAGCUCAAUGUCCAAGCUGAACCACGAGAACUUCAGCAGAGCUUGGUCCUGGGCUCGUAAUAACGACUGCCACGAGCUUAAGGUGUGCUGCGUCAAGAGUUUCCUCACAACCAAGAUGACAAGGUCUGAACGCCUUCGGGCUUUUGCAGACUUUGCCACCUGCGACAGCUUCAAGGAGUUCCUCGACGAGGUUAGGGACAUUAUUACCAGUGUACUCGCUCAACGCUGAGCAAGCUUUCUGUCGUUACGCAGGGACGAGACCGGUUUUCUGUGUCCCUUAUUGACGAGCAGUAUGAUUUUAGAAGCAUGGGUUUUCAAGUGAAUUUCUUCGAAUUUAGUUCUAAAUUUUAGAUUGUCGAAAAUUUUUUUGAACCAUUAGAAGCCUUUGUAAUUACUUUUUAUUCUUAAGUUGUCUCGAAUCACGAUUAUGUAGACUGAAAACCGUGCUCGAAAAAUCAUGAAGCUAGUUUUUUGACAUGACUCGUAAAAUAUUUCAAAAGGUACAUGGAAGCCAAAUAUGUAAAAUUACACGUGAUUUUACUAUCCGGAGCCUCCGUGUAGUAAUAUCAGUUUAUUUUUUACAGAAUUAAGAAAUAAAUCGCGAAACUUAAAUUUGAACCGAAUGUCUUUGUAUAGACACUGCAUAAAAACGAUUUUUUAUUGUAAUUAGCUUGUUGAAAUUCGGAAUUUAUUCAAAUUUAGGGUUUCGCGAUAUCAAACGAGUUGUAGUGAAUUACACUCAGAAACUUCUUAGGCAGGAGUUACGGCACUAAGAAAAAUGCUCGACUGAAAAAUUUUACUAAGUCAAGCAAUAAUUUUUAACUAUUUAACGAGUUACUUGUGAUAACAAAAGCACACUAUCUGUCAAUGUUUAAUGAAGCAUUUUUCUCGGUGCGCUUAUGUAUUUAUAUUUAUAACAAUGUCAUUUGGAAGAACUUUAGAACAUGAACUUUGGAAUAGACAUCAUAUUUAUUUUCAGUUCAAUUUAAGAAUUUUUACAAAUAUUGCUAUAAUUGUGUAUAAAAAUAUACGAGAAGAAACUUUUGAAUAUAAAAUUCUUGUAUUACAUGGUUCGAGCUAUAUCUCUCUUACUCUAACAUAACUAAUGAGCAUUUAAAAAGAGUGUGUUCAAUGUUUAUCCUUCUUAUGCAACCAGUUUUAUUUUUAAUUUCAUGUUCGUUUAUGGUCUUUCAAGUCAUAUUGAUCACUAUAGCUGUUAAUACUUUACAUCUUAUUAACUAAAAAUGGAUUAUUUUUAUUAAUUCAUAUUGCGUUGAGGCUGUUAUCUAUUAUAAUCAAAUACAUAUGUAUUAUUUGAGUUAAAAACCGUAAUUUUAUACAUAUAUAUAUAUUGAUGUACAUUGAUGUAAAACUAAAAUUCAUUUGCAGAUUAGAAAAAAUGAAAUUCUUAUUACGAACGUAUACAUGACGCAAUUAAAAUACGUAUAAGAGUUAUUUGGUCUAAUUUUAAACAUUCGAAACUUGGUUGCCAUCUAAGAUCGCAUAUAUGUUUUACGUGAUUUUCUCUCCAAGCAAUACCGUAAUCAUUAUGCAUAAUUUUUAUGAGAUGCUUUUAAAUUUAAAUAUUAUGCGACUUUUAAAGUCCAAUAGUUAUAUAACAUUUUUGUUUUAAUGAUCUACGAAUCGCGAUGAAUUAUUGUUGCAGUUUUGAAGAAAAGAUCAAAAAUAGUUUUUAGAUUAAAAUUUCGGUAAAUUUUCAUCAAAAUAAGGACCCAGAAACUUUUUUUCUUAUUGUGAAUCGUAGCUCAAACCAAUCGUGUAAAUAAUAACUCCAAUGUGAGAUUAGCAAUCACCUUACGCUCGAUAAAAAGAUAUAUCGGAUAUAUCUUCGGGUACUUUUAUUACUGGGCAAGACCCUCUGGAUUGUUAUUGCAAAAUGAGCUUAAAGAUUGGAUAAAAACUUGUUUCUAAAAUGUUGUAUUAUGUAAUUUUUAAGGGCGUCGUUUUAUAUACACAAUAAUAAUAAUGAUGAUAAUAACAAUAAUAAUAACAAUUCAUAGAAUUUUAAACAAUAGAAAUUUCUCUAAUACGUUUACCAAAAUCGUAUUAGGGACAGCAAUUUUCCUUGUUUUAGCGGUACACAUAUAUACAUAUAUAAAUAAAAAAGAUUAAAUUUUUCUGCAUUUUUACGUUGCGAUUUUAAGAUAAUUUUUCUAUUUACCUGAAAUUGUAUUAUACAAGCGAUAUAUAAGUAAACGAUUCGAAUAUUAA